This is a messenger RNA of Beauveria bassiana ARSEF 2860, 252 nucleotides long. RefSeq lists its product as uncharacterized. The coding region runs from base 1 to 252 and encodes 83 amino acids. NCBI's taxonomy places the organism in Eukaryota, Fungi, Ascomycota, Sordariomycetes, Hypocreales, Cordycipitaceae. The transcript is spliced from 2 exons. The record is from RefSeq and is a predicted model, not a curated record.
AUGUCUUCCAAUCAGACUUUUGACAACUCCAAGCUCUCCAGUGCCGCUGCGGCUGCGCAAAACAACACGACACAACAGUGCCGCAGCAGCAAGUCACCCACACCAACCGGUGAACCUGAUGCGGCGGCUCUCUCCCCAAGCCAGAUGCGCGAGCACCUUGGUCCUCCCGAAAUCACCCACGAUUAUCCCGAGGACAGCACUCACCGCAGACACUCGGCUGUGUCUGCUCAACAGGCUCACUUUUUGAGAUAG